UGUCCCGGCCAGAAAGCAGAAAGCAACAAUCAAGUUUACGUUUGCACGAUGCACGAUUUGUGUGGAACAACAAAGUAAAACUUCUGUAACCAGUGAUUUAAUAUUGUGAAAUUGUGUUUAUAUUUAGAAAAUUUAAUUUAAUCAUUCUUCAAGUAUCAUAUUAAUCUAAUAAUGUUGUGCUAUCAGUUGUUUUGUUCUUGAUAUUCGUAGUAAACAGUUUGAGGCAAAAACUUUUCAAUGCCAGUGUUUAGGCCUAUGAUAGAUGCAGAAUCGGGAUCUAAGAUUACAAUGAAAAGAUUAGAUUACAAUUCAAAAAGAAGUAGUCAAUCAACUGACACCGAAAAUGAGGAAAUCAGUUCGCCGUUUGUUGCAGUGCCCGAGAAAAUAGUAGUUUGUGUUGACAUUGCAGAAGAUCCUAACCUAGUACCCUACCGUAGGUCUGACAACACCAAUUUCAGACCAUUUGAAGCUCUCAAGAAAGCUUUGGAACUUUUUGCAACCAAUAAACUUAGUUUGAAUCAAAAUCAUCAAUUCGCUUUCGCUACAGUCGAACCAGGUGGAUUCAAGUGGGUAUCAGACUUUAGUAGCAACUUGCAAGUGAUUAGCUCUGUAAUUGACUCUCUUGAACCCGUGGAACAAACCAAACCAGACAUUUGCAACUUCAACACCGUCUUCAAAGAAGUGAAAUCUAAAGUAGGAACCCUACCAGUCAACACAAACAAUAAUGUGAUUCCAAGCCACAUUGUAAGGCUUUUCUUAAUCUACAAUUCGUCAAUGAACAAACCAUUCUUGAACAGGCGUGAUGAAAGCUACAAGUCGCUGAUUUUGUCGGAUAACUUCUUUCUGGACAUACUGUAUCUACACGAUCCUGCAAGCGCCGAAAACUACCCUCAAAAAAUCUACAGUGUUCUUUUGAGCUUCAUCAAAGGAGGCUCGUAUUUCCAAGAAGAAUCCAGGAAAGUCACACAGGUUUUCAACACAUUCGCUAGAUUCCUGGCUCACCCGUUCCAGCGACCGUACAAUGAAUACGAACAACAAGUAUUAGAAAUGUCUGAAAACUAUUAAGAGGUAUUCUCGAACUAAUCCAGUUUUCAAA
Messenger RNA from Nilaparvata lugens (brown planthopper), 1096 nucleotides. Its product is annotated as BRISC and BRCA1-A complex member 1. Bases 238 to 1065 code for a protein of 275 amino acids. The transcript has a single exon. The record is from RefSeq and is a predicted model, not a curated record. Lineage: Eukaryota; Metazoa; Arthropoda; Insecta; Hemiptera; Delphacidae. Gene Ontology annotation, cellular component: BRISC complex; nuclear body; BRCA1-A complex. Gene Ontology annotation, biological process: double-strand break repair; positive regulation of DNA repair; mitotic G2 DNA damage checkpoint signaling.